This is a messenger RNA of Musa acuminata AAA Group (dessert banana), 1856 nucleotides long. Its product is annotated as lysine histidine transporter-like 8. The record is from RefSeq and is a predicted model, not a curated record. Gene Ontology annotation, biological process: amino acid transmembrane transport. Gene Ontology annotation, molecular function: amino acid transmembrane transporter activity. The coding region runs from base 44 to 1687 and encodes 547 amino acids. Gene Ontology annotation, cellular component: plasma membrane. NCBI's taxonomy places the organism in Eukaryota, Viridiplantae, Streptophyta, Magnoliopsida, Zingiberales, Musaceae. The transcript has 5 exons.
ACUCCUCGGCUCACUUCUCACAGCUCACACAGGGGGAGCGAGCAUGAGAGAGCAGAUGGAGGAAAGGGGAAUGGGGGUGGCGCCAGGGCUGGAGACGGAGCUGGUCUCGAUCCCGGCGACCCCGCGGGGAGUCUCGACGCCGGAGACUGUGACACCGACGGGCCUGCGGUCGCCGCGACCGCCGGGUGGCGCGUCAGUAGCCGGGGCCGGGGCCGCCGGCUCCAACUCGGCCAAGUCGUGGACGCCGACGCCGGCGAUGAUAUCGCCGCGGUUUCUGAGCCCGUCCAUCUCGUCGGCGGUGGGGACGCCCAUGAAGCGCGUGCUGGUGAACCUGAGGGGAUACCUGGAGGAGGUAGGCCACCUGACGAAGCUUAACCCCCAGGAUGCCUGGCUCCCCAUCACCGAGUCCCGCAACGGCAACGCCCACUACGCUGCCUUCCACAAUCUCAACGCCGGCAUCGGUUUCCAGGCCCUCCUCCUUCCCGUCGCCUUCGCCUUCCUCGGAUGGAGCUGGGGCAUUGUAGCUCUGACCAUUGCUUACAUCUGGCAACUUUACACACUCUGGAUUCUCGUCAAGCUACAUGAAGCCAUGCCCGGAAGAAGAUACAACAGAUAUGUGGAGCUUGCGCAGGCUGCAUUUGGAGAAAGGUUAGGUGUCUGGCUCGCUUUAUUCCCAACAGUUUACUUAUCGGCAGGGACUGCAACGGCAUUGAUUCUGAUCGGAGGGGAAACCAUGAAGAUGUUUUUCCAGAUAGUCUGCGGACCCCUUUGUUCAUCAAACCCACUUUCAACUGUCGAGUGGUAUCUCGUGUUUACAAUCUUGUGCAUUGUCCUGUCUCAGCUCCCAAACCUCAAUUCCAUUGCUGGGCUCUCACUUAUUGGAGCAGUAACAGCAAUCACUUAUGCUACUAUGGCUUGGCUUCUCUCUGUCAGCCAAGAAAGACCACCUUCCAUCUCUUAUCAGCCAAUGGCAUCACCUUCUUUCGGUGCAGCAGCUUUUUCAAUCUUAAAUGCCCUUGGCAUUAUAGCAUUUGCGUUCAGAGGACACAAUCUCGCAUUAGAAAUUCAGGCAACGAUGCCAUCGACCUUUAAACAUCCAGCACAUGUUCCAAUGUGGAGGGGAGCUAAGGUUGCUUAUCUUCUGAUAGCCAUGUGCUUAUUUCCUAUUGCCAUUGGAGGCUUCUGGGCGUAUGGUGACCUUAUGCCAGCAGGAGGAAUGCUGAAUGCUCUUUACGCAUUUCACAGCCAUGACAUCCCCAGGGGGCUUCUGGCAACAACUUUUCUCCUGGUUGUGUUCAAUUGCCUCAGUAGCUUCCAGAUAUACUCCAUGCCUGUGUUUGACAGCUUCGAAGCAGGUUAUACCAGCAGAACAAAUCGACCCUGCUCGGUUUGGGUCCGAUCCGGCUUCCGAGUCUUCUAUGGCUUUAUCUCAUUCUUCAUUGGAGUAGCACUUCCUUUCCUCUCCAGCCUUGCAGGCCUCUUGGGUGGUCUCACUCUCCCUGUCACCUUUGCUUACCCUUGUUUCAUGUGGAUUCGCAUCAAGAAGCCUGAAAGAUUUAGCUUCAACUGGUAUCUUAACUGGAGCCUUGGCAUCAUGGGCAUAGCUUUCAGCUUAGCCUUCUCCAUGGGAGGUGUUUGGAGCAUGGUGAACAGCGGGCUCAAGCUCAAGUUCUUUAAGCCUAACUAAGCUCCUAAAGAUUUCCAUAUAUGACACAGUUCUACGAGCAUCACAAGAAACCUCAAGUUUGCUGUCCUCCACAAGGUUUUCAAGGACAUAAUGUUGUGCAUGUAUCUCGUAAUCUAUUACUAAGUUGUGAUGGAUAUUUCUUUAUGAGGCCAUUGCUUGAUGAAUCUCA